UCACUCCCCUCCUCCGCCCCUGGCCCUCGUCCACCCCCUGGCCCGCCCCCGCCCUCGUGGCGUCGACACACGGCCGCGGUGGCCACGGCCGCCACGGGAGGAUGAAGACGAGCCGGAUGCCUGACGUGCACAGACAGAUGGAGGGACGCAUGGAUCCCCUGUGUUUGGGAUGGGAGGGGCUGGUUGUGUGCUCACUGUGUGUGGUGUGGUGGCUAUGCCGGGCAGUGUGUUGUAGCGCUGCAAGGCGGCCUGCAGGUCGGAGGCCAGGUGGGGCGGGACGGGCUCGUGGGCAUCGACCAUCUCGCUAACCACCUGCAGAAUGAAAUGAACCGAGGAAAACACGACACGACAGACACAGACACACACACAGACACAUCAUUCGACGCCAUCCACUUGUUUCGCUGACAGACCUGUUGUGCGAGUCUGAGCAGCUCUCCUCCGCGAGUGGUGCGUGCGGGUCCAAACUCGUAGCUCCACUCGUAGUGGUGGCUGAAGUCGCGCCUCGCGUCGCCACUCUCAGCCCACACCCGACGAACCACACCCCGACGCACCGCCGGCUGCGUCACGGAGACACACACAUCCCACACAUAUAUAGGUGCCUCCAUUGUCCUCUCUCAUCCGCCGCCCACCUAACCUACCUACCUCGCACUGCAGUAGUUGCACGAGAGCUGUGUCCCACCCCCUCUGCAGAGUGGGCCAGAAGUAUGUCUCCCUGCUGCUGAGGGCAUCCCGCAGCGACCGCUCCAGGGUCGCCCGGAACUGAGCGUCCUCUUCACUGACCUCACUCCCCUCCUCAGGCGGCGCACAACUCUGCACCCACACAGGCAACAUGGGACGGAUGGAUGGAUGGCCAUGAAAGAAGGCCGCAUGUGGUGGUGUGUAGUUUUCUUUUAUCACUUACCGUGAGUGCGAUGGCCACGAGGUGGACGCCGUAGGGGAAGAGCACCCCGUGACGCAGCAGCGAGGACAACUCGCAGUUGAACAGACGACGCACCAGCUGCACACACACGCGUUAAGUAUAAUGACAGGCAGCAUACACACCACACACCGCCCCACAUCCAGAUGAGUCUCUCUUCUCACCCACCCACCCACCCACCCACCGACCCGUCGUGAGUCGGCGUCGAGGGUGAGCCGUUGGGUGAGCCGUUUGUCAUUGUCGUGGUUGCCGUGGCUGCUGCCCUCGUGUGUGGUGCCGCUGCUGUGGCUGUGGAGUGGGUGUCUGCCGUCGGCGGCCAAGAAGUUGGAGAUCGUCCGGACGGACGUGGGCAGGAACCGCUCGGACACCCAGGCAGACCGGCGGGCGGGGUCCUCCAAAUGCGACUCACGCACCACCUGCUCCGACCAAUCACACACACACACACACAGACACAGACACGCACAUGUCACGUGUGUCUCGGGGCGGGGGCGGGAGCGGGGGCGGGAUGUGUGUGUGUCUCAAGGAUGAGGGGGGUUUGGUGUACCAUGAGCAGCCGUGUGAAGAUGCUCCUGAAGAACUCCGGGGGUGCGCGGAAGUCGUCUUUGCCAUGACAGUAGAGGACCGUGUCGAUCCAAUACGAGCCCGCCUUACACUGCACACGCACACACACACGCACCACACACAUGGACAGGGAGCAUCUCACAACGCAGAAGACAUGACAUGGCCGGCAGUGUGUGUGGCACACACACACUUACGGCGCAGAUCCGUGCGAUUGUGUCGUCUCCGUGGGCCAGCAGCUUGCCGAUGAGGUCCUGCCUGUCGUGCGGGGUCAUCCUUUCUGUAGGGGGGGUGACACACAACACCAGACGAGCGAGACCACACACCAUGUGAAGGGACAUGCAGACCAGACACACACAUCCAGCCAGCCAUUGUUGGCUCUGUGUGUGAGAGAGAGAGAUGGCUGACCGAAUGCGUCUUGCAUGCAGUAUGUGCCGGCCGCAUUGCUGCAGAUGCUGAAGAUCAUCUCCGCCAACGGCUGACACAACAAGACACACACCCAUAUCCCCGUCUGCCUUUCUGUCUGUCUGUCUGUCUGUCUGUCUGACCCCAUGCACCUCACUCACCUGUUGCUGAGAAUUGGCGCGCCGCUUCCUCUCCUUUCUGUCUAUGCGGGCCGUGAGUCGCGGGCUGAGGAGGGUGUUGCGGAUCGUGGCCGGCGAGGUGAGUCGGCUGCGGAGGACCUCACGCACUAAGUAGUGGAAAUGUCGAUGACGCUGCAUAAACCGACACAGGCACAGCCAUACAGAGGGGAGGGAGGCGGCCAUGUCGAAAUGUCUGUCUAUGGAUUACCGAGAGCAUGGCGAACAGGGGUGGGUGCAUCACGUGCUGAAUGGGACAGAGGCAUGGUGGGUCGUCCCAUCCAUCAAUUGCGUGUCUGUGUGUGUGUGUGGAGUUGUCCUUGCUCACCUCAAUGAUUCUCAUGCGCAGAUCGCGCGCGUCUUGGCGCCUGAGAAUAUGCUGCAGGUACCUGCAAGACGCACACACACACACACACACAGUAGGGAGACACAAGGAUAUAUAGGGUGCAGCAGACUCGCUCUACAGUAGCAGGUAAGGUACCGUGAGGCGCUCUGGUCGUUGAAGAGGGCCAUGUCCCGCAGCAUCACCACCAUACCCUCAAACUGCUCCUCACUGAACCUCCCCUUUAUCAACGCAUUGAAAUCCUGCACACACACACAAUUGAUGGACACAUCAGCAUGGGGAUUGGGCUCAACUGAGUGAGUGAGUGAGUGUGCUUACAUCCAGAGUGACAUAUUCGGCGGGCGGCAGCAACACCGUCUCCUCCGGCGCCGCACCCACAUGGAAGCUCACCCAAUCCCCUCCGUGUGGCGUGGAUGGCAUCGAUGCAGAUCCGCCAUGGCCAGCAGCCCCCCUACCCAUCCCACCACCCCGCGCCCCCCGCCUCCCUCCCGGCCCUGCGGCCGGCGGACUGAGUGUGAGUAUGCGCGGGCCGCCUGCCGACACGCUCGCCCCCGCCCUCGGGCGGGGAGGGCUGGUGUCAGUGACCUCGGGGUAGUCAUCAUCGGGGUUCAUUGAGGGGGCAGUGGUGUUUGUGGUGGUGCUGUUGUGGUAGCGGCGCUCGUUGGCCAGCAUGCGUGUGACGCUGCCGGGCUCCAUCUGCCCCACCAGGUACUGGUCCAUCGUCAUUGCCAUUUCCGUCGGAUGCUGCUGCUGCUGCUGCUCCUGGUGGUGAUGCUGCGACCCCAUCAUGGCCGCAGAAGGGCCGUGCAGCUGACCCGAAUGGGCACCGUUGAUGUGCGGUGGCGACUGGGGACGGGGGUGCACCGAAAGGGAGGGCUCGGUCGUCAUGCCGUAAGAGUGAUAGUCGUGGUGCGGCUGCUGCGGCAGAUGGUGGUGUGGCGACACAGGUCCCGAUUGCACAGGGAAGAGGCGGUGGUCGGGGGACCAGAAGGAAGCCGCCUUCGAACUCGGUAUGGGCGAGUGGAACUCAUUGGCCGGCCCACCAGCCUCCCCUCCCAGGUCUCUGUAGUCGUCGCGCAACAUGCGGCCGCCCAUGGCGCCCAUGCGCAUCGAGUCGGUAGUGCUGGUCGGCACACGGGGCGGUCGCGAUGACGUCAGAGGCUUGGGUGGCUGGCAGAAGCCAAAGGGCAGCCGCUCCUCCUCCCCCUCCCUCUCCCCCUCCCUCUCAUCCUCAAACGCCCGACGUGCCGACAAAACCUGCCUCCUCUCCCACACACCAUCGCCAUCAUGAUCGCCAUAACCGUCCCUCCCGUCCUCCUCCCCGUCAGACCCCAGCCCUGAGAACGAGAAGGGAUCGUGAAGACCCUCGUCUGCCCCCAUCUGCUCGUGCUGGCUCGGUAGUGGCUCUGCUGUUGGUCCUGCUGGCGGGGAGAGGGUGGGGUGAGGCGGUGGAGGGAUGGACUGCAGGUGCGCCGCUGUAAGCUCGUGGGGGCGUCGCAAGGGGGACACGUCGAGAGGCUUCAGCUGAGAGUUGGUGCGAUCCGAUGAUGGGCGGGAGCUGCCAGUGCCGUUGCUAUCGGGGCUUUGCUCCGGCCGCUGGGACGAGCUGCUGGCCCCCAGCCGCCGGACCGUCUGUGGCGUGGCGUCUGCUAUCGUGAUGCGCCUCCACGUAGGUGUGCCGACCCUCUCUCUCUCCCUGUCCUUGCUCCUCUCUGCCACAGCUGCCGGUGCCUGCACCUCUGGGUGGAGCCGGGAACGGUCCUCCUCAUCCGUGAGCAGGAAGGACAGCAGCAGCGGCGGAGCGCUCGUCGGCCUGGGCGGCUCGGGGGGCACGUCCUCAAACCCGGGUGGCGGCUCGAUGCGCUCAGAGCGGGUGUGGGCCUGGGUGCCGCCGCCGUCCUCACUCGGUGGAGGGGUCACUUCGGAGAUGGUGCUCGGGAUGCCGCGACGGGCGUCCUGAGCCCGCGCCCACUCAAGGAUGCGUGGACCGGGGAGGUCGGAGGGCCCGCUGAUGUGGGAUGAUGGUGCCGAGGGCUGGGCUGGGGGCAGCUCGCCGCUGUGGAGUGAGUCCGAGUCAUAGGGCAUGGGGAGGCGGGAGUCGAGCGAGAUGGAGCCGAACGACUUGGCCGAGUCGUGGUGCAUGUGCUCAGACCAGUCGAAGUGACCCGGCUGCUUCAAACGAGCGGCGGGACGCUCGGGGGUGACUGCAGUAACAGAGAGACGCAACCAGAAACGGCCAGUGAGGUUAGGCGUCGGUGGUUUGCUGGUCGUCUCUGUUCUGUGUACCUUGUGUGUUUCCGCCGCUAUGGGGCCCUCGGAAUUCGCUGCUCCUCGACAGCGAGAGAGAGUCCAGCUCCUCGCCACCCAUCAGACUCCCCUCUGCCCACCCCCGCCUCUGCCGCCGGAGCGCCGACUCAGCCCAGGUCGGCGACGGCUGGAACGCCAUGCCCUCAACACCCUCAUGACACUCACGCCCACCUUUGGUUACAUCUUCCACCCCAUGGCCAUCGUCAGCCCUUUCCGCCUCCUCAGUGCCCCUCUCCUCGCCCCCCGUCACCUCUACAGGGCCCUCCAGCCGCACAGCAGUGGCAUCGGCAGUGGCAGUGGCACUUGCCAUGGGGCUGCUGUGUCUCUCGAGUUCUGAUUCGUUGACGGGGCUGAGUGCAGCGACCACCAGGGGGGGCGGCGGAGGUGGCACCAGGGAGAGAGCAGAGAGUGAGGUGGAGCUGCUGGGCUGGGGCUGGUCUUGGGUGGUGCGGAUUGGGCUGGCGGGCUUAUUGGGUAUCUUGCGGCUCUUGCUGGGCGAGUGGGAGUGUGCGUGUGUGAAGGAGGCAGCUUGUCUGAGUGGGGAGGGGUUGUGCGACUGGUUGCGCGAGACCGAGUCCUCCGGGCCGAUGUCCUCCUCCAAACGCUGAACCUGAGAGAGGGAUGAGAGACACAGAUCAUGUGUGUGUCGCUGUCGUGUCUUGUAUGUGCCACUCGUGAUGGCUCACGAAUUGAGUGUGUUGUUUGAGGGCCUCCUUGACGAAGGCCACGGCCCUCCCCUUGCCGUAGUGCUUCCUCCAUUCGUCGUAGAGGUCCUCCAACUCCUUCACCCACGCCCCCAGCCGGGCACCCACAGUCGGGGGAAGAAUGUCCUGAGUGAUGCACACACGCACACACGCACGCAGCCACAACGACAGAGACACAACAUACAUAAUAUGAAGGCCUCCCUGCACCCAUACCCACAUGCACCCACACCUACUUGUGUGGCGUCGUCAGUUCUCUGCUGGCCACCUCCAGUGGUCUGUGUGUGCUGCACCACCGUGGCGUAGUCCUCCGCCCCGUGUGACGACGACCUCCCGGAGACCGAUGACGCAGGCGGCAUGUGGCUCGCCACGACAUGAGAGACGAACCCUGCAGCACGGGUGACAGACACACCGAUUGAGCCACAUGGCAAUCCCAGUGUGCUCUGAACCCCCCGUACUCACCUUGCUGCAGAGCACUGAGAACAGCCACGCCGCUUUCGAUGUAUCUACGCUCCAGGAAGCCCCGCACCUCAGGCCUGCUGGCGUCGGGGUGGUCGUACACGGGGGCGGGAGUGGGCAUUGGCACGGGCGCUGGCUCAUCGGUGGACGGCUCAGACGCCGGCGGGGCGUCAGGCACUGCCGCCGACGAUGCGGGAGGGGUGGACGGAGGGCCGGUGGACGACGGGCCACGCUCAACCGAUGGGGCUGCAACACAAAGGGGGCCAGAUGAACUUGGUUUCACACAUGGAUGCGAUGGCGCUCGGCCUGUCUGUUUGUGCUCACUUUUCGGUCGGCGGGAUGCCCGAUUUACGUCACCGUCGGACAGCUCGGUAUCGAUGCGGAGGAAGGAUUUGUUGGCUCGGCGUGACAACUUGGACUGACGCACAAACACGAGACAGACAAGGCGAAUGUGUUGUGGUGUCUGCAGACAGACAUUGUGCAUUUCUUCGAGUGUGUGGCUGUAAGUACCUUUGGGUGUGGUGGGCUGGACGUCGCUCUGUGGCGCAAACCACCACCAUCACGCCGUCCUGCCUCUCGGUCAUUCCACCCGUCUGUGUCCUCCUGACCAUCAUCACACUCAUCUGCAACAGGGAUACCGACCUCCACCAGACAGACAGUAGAUCAAGCCGCUGUUGUCAAGGUCUUCUCCCCCUCCCCCUCCUCCCUCCCUGUGUACCUUCCGAUACGUCGUCCCCGUCGCUGGCUACGAAUGGCGGCAGGAUGUUGGCUCCCUUGGGUGUGGUGCUGGGGCUGGACAGCGGUGCGGGCCACAUGCCAGGUGAGUCGAUGGCCGCACCGUGCGAUGAACCUGCAGCACAAGACAACAGACACAGAAAUGGUCAUCAACAGACAGGAAACUCAUUUCUCCCUGCUGCCCUGCCUUUCGCCCUCACCUCUUGCACUCGCCGCACGCGCAAGGAACAGGCACUUGUCAGCUGCCCUCAGACAGACACAGAACAGCAUUCAUUGCAGAGGCCAUUUCCCUUCCAAUCCACACACAGUUGUGUCUUGUCAGCUGGCACUUACCGCUGCUCCCUGUGACGGUCUUGCGGCGGCGAGGGGACCAUCCACCACCACUAACAUCCCUCAGAUGGACACCUGCGAGCAUACGUACCGAAGAAGGAAUGACACACUCAUCUCAUGCAUCCCAUUAAUGGAAACCCUGUGCCAUCCCGCCCAUCGCGUCCUUACUUCGUAUUUUCCUGCCGCUGGGGGUGCUGACGGUGGCCGCCAGGCGGUCACUCUGCUCCUCCCAGUCGCUGCCAGACUCUCCGCCAUCACCGCCACCACCCACGACAGAUGCAUUCGACGCACUCCUGCGGCGGAACGCCCAUUCAUCACCUCCCAGCAGCGCCUGCGUGUCGCUCUCGCAUCGCUUCAGCACAGAGAGCGGUCGGGACGGCACUCCCCGGCCACGGAGGGAUGGGAAGACGCCUCUGCGAUGGCUAUCGUCAGCAGGAGGUGGCUCCGGAGUAUCGGAGGGUGGCUGAGGCGUGGCGCGUCCAUGUGAGCGGGCCUGACGUGAUGCCGGGCUGCCUGGGAAGAAUGUGCUGGCCUCGCUCGUCCUCUGCAGAGGUGUCGAGUGGAAGGGCGAUGUCAU
Molecule: messenger RNA, 7507 nt
Organism: Vitrella brassicaformis
Lineage: Eukaryota; Vitrellaceae
Source: the annotation of a GenBank genome assembly